Molecule: messenger RNA, 5162 nt
Organism: Macaca mulatta (Rhesus monkey)
Lineage: Eukaryota; Metazoa; Chordata; Mammalia; Primates; Cercopithecidae
Gene: PGR
Product: progesterone receptor
Biological process (GO): steroid hormone receptor signaling pathway; regulation of DNA-templated transcription
Cellular component (GO): nucleus
Molecular function (GO): steroid binding; sequence-specific DNA binding; nuclear steroid receptor activity
Source: RefSeq, marked validated
GGAUUCAUUUUUAUGAGUUCAAAGAUAAUUACUUUUCAGACUAAGAAUAUUUAGGGAAAAAAGUACCGUUCAACAUCUCUACUGAGGAUCGUAUCAUGUAGCACAGGGUAUAAGCUGGAGCUAAAGGAAACUUUCCUUAAAGUGCUAUUUACUAAAAAUUGGAACACAUUCUUUAGGACAAAUCAAAGUAUGGCACACAACAUCCAAACUUCCAUCAUAGGUACACAGGUGUGACCAUCUCCCACUCCCAAAUUUCUUUGUCACGCUGAGGAUUACUCAAGAGGAGCAAGACAUGUUGGUUGCAGCAGGAGAAACUUGAAAGCAUUCACUUUUAUGGAAUGCAUAAGGGAGAACAUCUCUUAAAGUAUUUAGAAUCAUCUUUGAUACAUUUAUUAUGUUAAAAGAUAAUGUAGUCAAAUGUCUUCCUGUGUUAAAUCUUUACAAAACUGAAAUCUUAAAAUGGUGACAAAAAUUCUACUUCUGAUAGAAUCUAUUCGUUUUUCCAAUUAGAUAGGGCAUAAUUCUUAAUUUGCAAAACAAAAUGGAAUAUGCUUAUGAGGUUCCAUCCCAAAGAACCUGCUAUUGAGAGUAGCAUUCAGAAUAACGGGUGGAAAUGCCAAUUCCAGAGUUUCAGAUCCUACCCCUAAUUGGGGUAGGGAGGGGCUUUGGGCGGGGCCUCCCUAGAGGCGGAGGCGUUGUUAGAAAGCUGUCUGGCCAGUCCACAGCUGUCACUAAUCGGGGUAAGCCUUGUUGUAUUUGCGCGUGUGGGUGGCAUUCUCAAUGCGAACUAGCUUCACUUGUCAUUUGAGUGAAAUCUGCAACCCGAGGCGGCUAGUGCUCCCGCACUGCUGGGAACUGAGAUCUUCGGGGAUGACUGUCGCCCGAGGUAGGGAGCCAGCAGAGGCACGACCCUUCCUGGGAAUGGGCUGUACUGAGAGGUCCGACUAGCCCCAGGGUUUUAGUGAGAGGGGCAGUGGAACUCAGCGAGGGAUUGAGAGCUUCACAGCAUGCACGAGUUUGAUGCCAGAGAAAAAGUCGGGAGAUAAAGGAGUCGCGUGUCCCUGAAUUGCCGUCGCAGCCGCAGUCACUCAAGUGCCGGACUUGUGAGUACUCUGCGUCUCCAGUCCUCGGAUAGAAGUCAGAGAACUCUCUUGCAGAACUCUCCGAGUUAGGAGACCAGAUCCCUACAAUAACUACUUUUUCUUGCGCUCCCCACUUGCCGCUCUCUGGGACAAACGACAGCCACCGUUCCCCUGACAACAGGAUGGAGGCCAAGGGCAGGAGCUGACCAGCGCCGCCCUCCCGCGCCCCCCCCCCCCGACCCAGGAGGUGGAGAUCCCUCCGGUCCAGCCACAUUCAACACCCACUUUCUCCUCCCUCUGCCCCUAUAUUCCCGAAACCCCCUCCUCCUUCCCUUUUCCCUCCUCCCUGGAGACGGGGGAGGAGAAAAGGAGAGUCCAGGUCGUCAUGACUGAGCUGAAGGCAAAGAGUCCCCGGGCUCCCCACGUGGCGGGCGGCCCGCCCUCCCCCGAGGUCGGAUCUCCACUGCUGUGUCGCCCAGCCGCAGGCCCGUUCCAAGGGAGCCAGACCUCGGACACCUUGCCUGAAGUUUCGGCCAUACCUAUCUCCCUGGACGGGCUACUCUUCCCUCGGCCCUGCCAGGGACAGGACCCCCUAGACGAAAAGACGCAGGACCAACAGUCGCUGUCGGACGUGGAGGGCGCAUAUUCCAGAGCUGAAGCUACAAGGGGUACUGGAGGCAGCAGUUCUAGACCCCCAGAAAAGGACAGCGGACUGCUGGACAGUGUCUUGGACACUCUGUUGGCGCCCUCAGGUCCCGGGCAGAGCCAACCCAGCCCUCCCGCCUGCGAGGUCACCAGCUCUUGGUGCCUGUUUGGCCCCGAACUUCCUGAAGAUCCACCGGCUGCCCCUGCCACCCCUGCCACCCAGAGGGUGUUGUCUCCGCUCAUGAGCCGGUCCGGGAGCAAGGCUGGAGACAGCUCCGAGACGGCAGCUGCCCAUAAGGUGCUGCCCCGGGGCCUGUCACCAUCCCGGCAGCUGCUGCUCCCGGCCUCUGGGAGCCCUCAUUGGUCCGGGGCCCCAGUGAAGCCGUCUCCGCUGCCCACUGCGGUGGAGGUUGAGGAGGAGGAUGGCUCCGAGUCCGAGGACUCUGCGGGUCCGCUUCUGAAGGGCAAACCUCGGGCUCUGGGUGGCGCGGCGGCUGGAGGAGGAGCCGCGGCUGUCCCGCCGGGGGCAGCCGCAGGAGGCGUCGCUCUGGUUCCCAAGGAAGAUUCCCGCUUCUCAGCGCCCAGGGUCGCCCUGGUGGAGCAGGACGCGCCCAUGGCGCCCGGGCGCUCCCCGCUGGCCACCACGACGAUGGAUUUCACCCACGUGCCCAUCCUGCCUCUCAAUCACGCCUUAUUGGCAGCCCGCACUCGGCAGCUGCUGGAAGAGGAGAGCUACGACGGUGGCGCCGGGGCCGCUAGCGCCUUUGCCCCGCCGCGGAGUUCACCCUCUGCCUCAUCCACUCCGGUCGCUGUCGGCGACUUCCCCGACUGCGCGUACCCGCCCGACGCCGAUCCCAAGGACGACGCGUACCCUCUCUAUGGCGACUUCCAGCCGCCCGCUCUAAAGAUCAAGGAGGAGGAGGAAGGCGCGGAGGUCUCCGCGCGCUCCCCGCGUUCCUACCUGGUGGCCGGUGCCAACCCCGCCGCCUUUCCGGAUUUCCCGCUGGGGCCACCGCCCCCGCUGCCGCCGCGAGCGCCCCCAUCCAGACCCGGGGAAGCGGCAGUGACGGCCGCACCAGCCGGUGCCUCAGUGUCAUCCGCGUCCUCCUUGGGGUCGACCCUGGAGUGCAUCCUGUACAAAGCGGAGGGCGCGCCGCCCCAGCAGGGCCCGUUCGCGCCGCCGCCCUGCAAGGCGCCGGGCGCGGGCGGCUGCCUGCUCCCGCGGGAUGGCCUGCCCUCCACCUCCGCCUCUGCCGCCACCGCCGGGGCGGCCCCCGCGCUCUACCCUGCACUCGGCCUCAACGGGCUCCCGCAGCUCGGCUACCAGGCCGCCGUGCUCAAGGAGGGCCUGCAGCAGGUCUACCCGCCCUAUCUCAACUACCUGAGGCCGGAUUCAGAAGCCAGCCAGAGCCCACAAUACAGCUUCGAGUCAUUACCUCAGAAGAUUUGUUUAAUCUGUGGGGAUGAAGCAUCAGGCUGUCAUUAUGGUGUCCUUACCUGUGGGAGCUGUAAGGUCUUCUUUAAAAGGGCAAUGGAAGGGCAGCAUAACUACUUAUGUGCUGGAAGAAAUGACUGCAUCGUUGAUAAAAUCCGCAGAAAAAACUGCCCAGCAUGUCGCCUUAGAAAGUGCUGUCAGGCUGGCAUGGUCCUUGGAGGUCGAAAAUUUAAAAAGUUCAAUAAAGUCAGAGUUAUGAGAGCACUAGAUGCUGUUGCUCUCCCACAGCCAGUGGGCAUUCCAAAUGAAAGCCAAGCCCUAAGCCAGAGAUUCACUUUUUCACCAGGUCAAGACAUACAGUUGAUUCCACCACUGAUCAACCUGUUAGUGAGCAUUGAACCAGAUGUGAUCUAUGCAGGACAUGACAACUCAAAACCUGACACCUCCAGUUCUUUGCUGACAAGUCUUAAUCAACUAGGCGAGAGGCAACUUCUUUCAGUAGUCAAGUGGUCUAAAUUGUUGCCAGGUUUUCGAAACUUACAUAUUGAUGACCAGAUAACUCUCAUUCAGUAUUCUUGGAUGAGCUUAAUGGUGUUUGGUUUAGGAUGGAGAUCCUACAAACACGUCAGUGGGCAGAUGCUGUAUUUUGCACCUGAUCUAAUACUGAAUGAACAGCGGAUGAAAGAAUCAUCAUUCUAUUCAUUAUGCCUUACCAUGUGGCAGAUCCCACAGGAGUUUGUCAAGCUUCAAGUUAGCCAAGAAGAGUUCCUCUGUAUGAAAGUAUUGUUACUUCUUAAUACAAUUCCUUUGGAAGGACUACGAAGUCAAACCCAGUUUGAGGAGAUGAGGUCAAGCUACAUUAGAGAGCUCAUCAAGGCAAUUGGUUUGAGGCAAAAAGGAGUUGUGUCUAGCUCACAGCGUUUCUAUCAACUUACAAAACUUCUUGAUAACUUGCAUGAUCUUGUCAAACAACUUCAUCUGUACUGCUUGAAUACAUUUAUCCAGUCCCGGGCACUGAGUGUUGAAUUUCCAGAAAUGAUGUCUGAAGUUAUUGCUGCACAAUUACCCAAGAUAUUGGCAGGGAUGGUGAAACCCCUUCUCUUUCAUAAAAAGUGAAUGUCAUCUUUUUCUUUUAAAGAAUUAAAUUCUGUGGUAUGUCUUUUUGUUUUGUCAGGAUUAUGAGGUCUUGAAUUUUUAUAAUGUUCUUCUGAAAGCCUUACAUUUAUAACAUAUCAUAGUGUGUAAAUUUAAGAGAAAAAUUGUGAGGUUCUAAUUAUUUUCCUUUAUAAAGUAUAAUUAGAAUGUUUAGCUGUUUUGUGUACCCAUAUUUUCUUGAAGAAUUUACAAGACUGAAAAAGUACUAAAAUUGUUAAACUAUAUCUUAUCCAUAUUAUUUCAUACCAUGUAGGUGAGAAUUUUUAACUUUUGCAUCUAACAAAUCAUCUACUUAAGAGAAAAAAAAUCUUACAUGUAAUAAUACAAAGCUAUUAUAUCAGUUAUUUCUAGGUAACUCCCUUUGUCUCAAUUAUAUUUCCAAAAAUGAACAUUUAAAAUGUUAUGCAAAAUUUUGUCUAAGUAUAUUUGUGUGAGGAUGAAAUUCGUAACUUUCAUCAGAUUUUCAAAAGUAUUUUUAAUGCAAAUAAUGUAGAAAGAGUUUAAAACCACUAAAAUAGAUUGAUGUUCUUCAAACUAGGCAAAACAACUCAUAUGUUAAAACCAUUUUCCAGAUUGGAAACACAAAUCUCUUAGGAAGUUAAUAAGUAGAUUCGUAUCAUUAUACAAAUAGUAUUGUGGAUUUUGUAGGUUUUUAAAAUAAUCUUUUUUGGGGAGAGAAUUGUCCUCUAAUGAGGUAUUACAAGAGGAAAUAAGAAAUCAGAAGAUUAUGGCCUAACUGUACUCCUUACCACCUGUGGCAUGUUGAAAGUUAGUCACCCUUACUGAUUUUCAAUUCUCUCACCUUUGAAAGUAAUAAAAUAUCUUUCCUGCCAAUUGCUCCUUUU